This is a messenger RNA of Carya illinoinensis, 1897 nucleotides long. Its product is annotated as CBL-interacting serine/threonine-protein kinase 1-like. The transcript is spliced from 12 exons. The record is from RefSeq and is a predicted model, not a curated record. Bases 302 to 1615 code for a protein of 437 amino acids. Lineage: Eukaryota; Viridiplantae; Streptophyta; Magnoliopsida; Fagales; Juglandaceae. Gene Ontology annotation, biological process: signal transduction; protein phosphorylation. Gene Ontology annotation, molecular function: ATP binding; protein kinase activity.
GGAGUGGUUUAAGCAUACAGGUGGGUUUAAAGCAAAACGAAAAAAACAGAAGAGAGAGAGAUAAAAGGCUGUUGCUCGACCAUGUUGGAUUAACAAACAAGAUCAAGAAGCAGCAGCAGAAUUUCCUUCCUUGGCUUUUACCUCCUGCUCUAGCGCGCGUUUGCUCAACUUUCAGUGCCUUUCAUCGUUUUCAAUCUCCAAUAACCCCAUAUUCAUUAGACACGUAGAGAGAGAGAGAGACAGAAGAGGAGAGAGGCAGAGGGCUUACUUUAAUUCUGGGGUUGGGGUUGGGGAGGCUUAAAUGGUGAGAAAGGGGCUGGAAAGAGAGGGAAUGCGACUCGGGAAGUACGAACUGGGAAGGACUCUGGGAGAAGGCAAUUUCGGAAAGGUCAAACUGGCCAAGAACAUCGAAACUGGCGAGCCUUUUGCUGUUAAGAUUCUGGAGAAGAACAAGAUUAUUGAACUCAAGAUUACUGAUCAGAUAAAGAGGGAGAUUGCCACCUUGAAGCUCCUCAAACAUCCUAACGUCGUCAGAUUACAUGAGGUGUUGGCAAGCAAAUCCAAGAUUUAUAUGGUCUUAGAAUAUGUGACUGGCGGGGAAUUGUUUGACAGAAUUGCUUCAAAGGGGAAACUUAAAGAAAACAAAGGCAGGAAGCUCUUUCAGCAGUUAGUUGAGGGAGUGAGCUACUGCCAUACUAAGGGUGUUUUUCACAGAGAUCUUAAGCUAGAGAAUGUUCUUGUUGAUGCUAGAGGGAACUUAAAGAUAUCUGAUUUUGGCCUCAGCGCCUUACCUCAACAUUUUCGGGGUGACGGCUUACUGCAUACAACCUGUGGAAGUCCCAACUAUGUUGCUCCAGAGAUUCUUGCAAACAGAGGUUAUGAUGGUGCCACCUCAGAUGUAUGGUCGUGUGGUGUUAUCUUGUAUGUGAUUCUCACCGGAUAUCUUCCUUUUGAUGAUAGAAAUCUCGCAGUUCUUUAUCAGAAGAUCUUCAAGGGAGAUGCUAAGAUGCCAAAAUGGCUAUCACCGGGCGCUCAAAACAUGAUAAGGAGAAUUCUUGAUCCCAAUCCCCUCACCAGGAUUACAAUGGCAGGCAUCAAAGCAGAUGAGUGGUUUCAGCAGGACUAUACUCCUGCAAAUCCAGAUGAUGAUGAAGAUGUAUAUAUUGACGACGAAGCAUUCUCAAUGCACGAAGAGCCAUCUGAAGCAGAUAAGAAUCCAGGCUCGCCCACUCUAAUUAAUGCCUUCCAAUUGAUUGGAAUGUCCUCGUGCUUAGACCUCUCUGGCUUCUUUGAGAAAGAGGAUGUCUCUGAGAGGAAGAUCCGAUUUACAUCCAAUCACACGGCAAGGUAUUUGCUUGAGAAGAUCGAGGAUAUUGUAACAGAAAUGGGGUUUAGUGUUCUGAAGAAAAAUGGAAGGUUGAAAGUGAUGCAGGAGCACAAUGGGCAGAAAAGUCUAGGUAGCCUUUCAGUUGCAGCAGAGAUGUUCGAGAUAAGCCCAUCCCUGUAUGUAGUUGAGUUAAGAAAAUCGUAUGGAGAUUCUUCAGUUUAUAGAGAUCUGUGUAAAAAGCUGUCAAAUGAUUUAGGAGUUGGCCCAAGGCAAGAGAUGUUGACAUGACCACCGAAUUGUGAAGCAGUUCCUUGUUAGGCCAGACACUAUUGGAUGUUAGCCUUGGAGAAGUGCAGUUAACUGAACUUAAAAUUCAAAAAAUGCAUACUUACGAAAAUCAAUUUUUAUCUCUGUUGCAUCCUCCAACUCAAAAUUAGUAGAUAUGUUAUUCAAUUAAAUAUUCAAGUGGUAAAGAUUGGCAAAACAGAUUGUAUUGGGGGCCAGAGAAAGAUGUCAAGUUAAAAUAGUAAUUUAUAUAUAUAUAUAUAAGAAUAAUUUCUUUCGUUUUAA